Leishmania mexicana MHOM/GT/2001/U1103 is the source of this 1347-nucleotide messenger RNA. RefSeq lists its product as hypothetical. The record is from RefSeq and is a predicted model, not a curated record. The coding region runs from base 1 to 1347 and encodes 448 amino acids. Lineage: Eukaryota; Euglenozoa; Kinetoplastea; Trypanosomatida; Trypanosomatidae. The transcript has a single exon.
AUGUUUAUCGUGGACUGGAUUGCUGCUGGCGUUGUCGCCGUACUGGUUCUCUUCCUCGCCGUAUACGUCGUUUGCAGAUACAGCGCAGAAGAAGAGGAUGGCGAUGCGUGGCUCCCGCGAGUGCUCGUGAUAGUAACGCUCUGUGUGGCCUGCUACAUGGUGCUGCUACUGCCCCUGGAGGUGUCACUGAAGGGUGACAGGCCGUCUUUCGACUUUGCCUGGGCCUGGAAGGGGUUGCUGAUUGCCGCGUACUCUCUUUUGUUUGUCGGCGGACCGUUCGCUUUUGUAUUCUACGAGAGCUGGUCACCGACGCAAAGCAGCGUGUGGACGCAGGUGCGUCCGUCCCUGGCGGUGGUGGUAGCUGCAAAUGUAAUGUUCGCAGCUGCCUUUGGCGUCUUGUGGCUGUGGGGCGAUCACCUCGACACAAAGGAUGGAACCCUCACGCAUGUGCCGCCGUUUGUGUACUUUGUGGCCACCACCUCUUCGUUUGGCUGGUGCUUCCUUUUUAUUUUCGCCGGGGUGGGCCUCGCUGCUGUGCCGCUCCGUGCCGUUGCCGCCUUUUUCAACCGUCCGCGUCCGAUCACCAAGGCGGAGUACGAACUGGCUCGUGCCAAGCUGAACAUGGAGGUUCAGCACCUUCUCGACGCAGGGCGACGUCUCGAUGCCCAAGCCGGAGCUGGUCGCCCCAAUCAAAAACAGCGCCAGAAGAUGCUCCUCUUCAGGCGGGACGUGCGCGACGUCGAACGGAAGAGCGAGCGCAACGAGGCGGCGUACCAUCUCUCCGGUGCCUACACACUUCGUUGCUACAUGGCGGCCGCGAUGGGCGUCGUCAACGGUGUUGUGACUGUACUGUGGGUGCUUCACAUUCUUUUGUCCAACAUACUGAAUGUGUUCCCGCUGAUGGACCGCAUGAUUUGCUUCUUGAACGGCCUCCUUCCGAUGCUGGCCACGCUGGUCUAUGCCUACUGCGCCAUGUACUUCAUGUGGUGCACCAUUGUCGGCUGUCGCUCAGUGAGCGGACACGUGCUUAUUCUCCCAGUGUACCCUUUGAGAGUCCGUGAAACUAUGAUCAAUGCGCUCUUGUUCAACUCACUGUUGCUGCUUUGCUCGGCGUUCGCUGUGCUGCACCUGUGCGCCGUGAGCUUUUCCACUUAUGCGGCAUCCACUUUUCUGCACCAUGUUUUUGUGGUCACCCUUCCUCACAUGUUCGGGGUCAAGUAUGUCGCUCAAGUCCUUCAAUAUGCACUACUCGCUGUUUUCACGCUCUCCAUUCCGUGGCUGACGGUGUGUCCGCGGUGCAUGACCGGCGCGGUGAGCGACGCGGACGAGGACGAUGGGCUCGUUUAG